AGGUGGAGAGACCAUGACUGGCCAAGAUUAUUGAGAUGCUAAUAGUACACUAGCAGUACUAAAUACAGAAGGAUAAAUAUAUUGCUAUUUUUUUUAAAAUUUAUUUUAAAUAAUGGAAAUUUACACAACAAAAGUAUUGGGUCUGGAUGUGCAAUACUGGGCAUACAGUGCAAUUAUCUGCACAUUAUCUGAAGACUGGGAGACUAAAGCAUGAACCAGGGAAAAGAGUGAGGACAGGGUUAAUAUUAUUAACCAACUAAUGUUAAUGUGUAUAAAUCAAUAAAGACAAGAAAGCAAGACAGAGAGAGAGAGAGAGAGAGAGAGAGAGAGAGAGAGCUCUGUGCACCAUGGGAGUUCCCCAAGCAGUUCAGGCCUAAAUGUUGUUGGAUCCAUUUUGUACUUGAUAGAAGUAAGUCUAAAAACAUUAACCUAUAAUGACCCCUCCACCCCCCACCCCAACGCCACCCCUGGUUAUGGGGGUUUUGGUUGAUAAUACAAUUUUUAUUUUAAUUUUAAGUCAAAACUGCACUGACAAAUAUUUGUUGUACAAGUAAAAUUCACCUCAGUUAACGUGACUACGCUGUAGCAUCAAAGGGUUAAAAUAAACUAACUGUUUUUGCAUAACAGGUUUACGUAUUAGGAAAGAAAGGUCCUGGUGUUUAGCUCAUGGGGGUCAUGACCUCAGCUGUAUAUAGUUUCAUACAACACACCAGUUUACAGGAUGAAAAUUUGCAGCUCCUGUUCUAGGAGAGUAAAAAAAUAUGAAUAUUAUAGGAAGUACAAAAGAAGGUGAUGGAACAUGAGAUACCAAUGAAAAAUUAUAUAUUUUCAGUUGUAUUAUAAAAUAUAACAAAUUAAAGUGCCAACAGCAAUUUUUUCGUAGUUUUCCCGUUUUCUCUGCCAUAGGAGCUGACAUUUUUGCUCACAGUUCUGCUCCGUUUAUGUGCUGUUAAAGUCGUUCCAGAUCGCUGGAGUUCCACUCUAAUGUGUGUGAAUUUCCUUCACUGUGUAAUCCCCACACUGUGACUCUCACAUGAUGACCAGAUCUUACGUUUCAGAGCAGCCAGAGGCUGAACACUGGGUGGCUGCUCCACCACAUCUCACAUGCUCCCCUAUUUGAAUGCCCCCUCCUGUGAACCCCACCUCUCCUCCCAUUAGUUUCACUCAGUGUGACCAGAGCUACACAAAGGGAGCACCAUCUCCCAGUCAUGGCAAUGAUGAAGAGAUAUUUGGGGAUAAAAAGCUCUCCUUUCCUGUUGAUCGGCAGAAACGGUUCGCAGGAUGAGUCCACUCCCCUCAUACCAAAGGCAGGCUCUAGAGAAAGCGAUACUGGGGAGUUUGACAUUGUCUCUAAAGAGUAUAUGGAAUCAGGGACAAACGGUGGACGGAACCACAGCCACACAGUAUUUUCGAGGAUCCAACGCUACUACAGCUAUUCAUGGAUGGACUACUUCCUGAAAUAUUUCCUGUUUCUCUGCACUCUGCUUUUUACAGUCCUGGGCCUUUUAGUUCUGGGUCUAGGGAUGUGGGGCUUAAUCAGCAAAGAGUCGUUUGCCAAGGAGAAGGUGGGCAGUAUUGGGACCGACCCAAUGCUGUUGCUCGUGACAUUGGGCUUGUUACUCACCAUGCUCUGCCUGUCGGGCUGUGUGGGUGCACUGAGAGAAAACUCCUGUUUGUUAAAGCUCUUCUCAGCUGCUGUGCUGGUGCUCGUAUCUGCCCAGGUGCUAGCUGCAAUCCUGCUCUACAGUCUGCAGGACCAGCUUGGAGGCUACCUGCGGUCAGGAAUUUUAACUGCAAUGGCGCGUUACCAGGAUGACUUGGAUUUGAGAUUCAUCACAGAUGAGAUACAAACAAAUCUGCAGUGCUGUGGGGCCGACAACUAUCGUGACUGGGAAGUCAACAUAUAUUACAACUGCUCAGCUCCAGGGGUCCUGGCCUGCGGCGUUCCUGCUACUUGUUGUGUAAACCCUUUGGAGAACGGCACAGUGUGGAACUCACAGUGUGGGGUGGGAGCACAGCUGCUUGAUGAGUUUACGGCUCAAAGCGUCAUCUUCCUGGGGGGCUGUCUGGGAGGAAUUUCUCGGUGGGUUGAGCUGCACAACGGCGUGAUCGGGACAGUCUGCAUCGUUGUACUCGGCACCCAGAUCCUGACUCUGUUCAUCACAACAUGGCUGCUAGAAACCAUCCAGAGACAUAGAUUUUAUAACUCGCUGACAUAUUGAUAAUUAAUAGUAAUCAGUGACAAAGGCAGUUUUAUUGUCCUGGCCCAUGUGUUGUUGUGAUAAACAUUAUGGUAUUAUAUUAAUAACAUCUGAAUGCAGAUCAGAGACACAUGAACAAUUUUAGAUUUACAGGAAAAUCCCUUCCUUCAAAUAAGAAAUACACAUGGUGUGGACAUGUUUGAAGAGGUGCUGAAUCACAGCUCUGUUUGUCUGUU
This is a messenger RNA of Cynoglossus semilaevis (tongue sole), 2437 nucleotides long. It is a transcript of the gene tspan10, whose product is annotated as tetraspanin 10. NCBI's taxonomy places the organism in Eukaryota, Metazoa, Chordata, Actinopteri, Pleuronectiformes, Cynoglossidae. The record is from RefSeq and is a predicted model, not a curated record. The transcript has 3 exons. Gene Ontology annotation, cellular component: plasma membrane. The coding region runs from base 1209 to 2222 and encodes 337 amino acids.